CAAACAUGCAAUCGAUCGUCAAAUAUUUAAACUUUCGAUGUGCGCCACAUGAAGAAAUAGAUCUCCGAAGAAAUGGCAAUUGGAUUUAUAGGGGCUGGCAGAAUGGCCCAAGCCAUGGCAAGGGGAUUUAUUGCAACAGGUGUUAUCAAAUCACAGAACAUUAUAGCGAGUGAUCCAGAUCCCAGAAUGCUGAAGUUUUUAAAGAAUCAUGGUAUCACAACAACGCUAGAGAAUACAGAAGUUGUGGAUAGGAGUAAAAUGAUAGUUAUAGCAGUCAAACCCAACGUUGUAUCUAAAGUACUCAAGGAGGUCAAAGAUCAUGUGACAAUGGACAAAAUAAUGGUAUCCAUAGUAGCAGGAGUUCCCCUGUCUAUAUUAGAAGAGAAUCUACCUCCUGAUACCAGAGUGGUUAGGGUGAUGUCAAACAUUCCCGUCACUGUACAAGCAGCAGCGUCUGUGAUAUCUCUUGGUGCUGGUGCCCUGCCAGAUGAUAGUGAACUUGUCAGGGAACUGCUACAAUGUAUAGGGAUUUGUGAGGAAGGAUCUGAGAGUUUGUUAGAUGCAGUGACAGGACUGAGUGGAAGUGGGCCUGCAUAUGCUUUUACUGCAAUAGAAUCUUUAGCCGAUGGUGGUGUGAAGAUGGGACUUCCAAGGGAUUUAGCAAUUAAACUAGCUGCUCAGACAUUACUGGGAGCUGCUAAAAUGGUUUUGGAAUCUGGUAAACAUGUAGGACAACUAAAGGAUGAAGUCUGCUCACCAGGGGGCACCACAAUAGCUGCAAUGCAUUCUCUCGAAAGAGCUGGAUUUAGAGCAAGUUUAAUAAAUGCUGUUGAAAUAGGAACAUUAAAAGCCAGAGAACUUGGAUCUCAAAAAAAGAAAGAGAGCCUUGAGGUUAAUGACUCGCCUGCGACUUCUGUUGCAGAAAACUAGACAGUAAUAGUGUCAUUAUAGUGAUGCGGCAGCGGCGGUGGCUAAAACUAUUAACUAAUUUCAAAGCUUGAUAUUUCAGAAAGUAAAAGAAAGACCUGGAUGCCUCAUAAUUUGUAAAUAGCUGCCUUAUGUUAUGAAGUUUAUGCCCCUUUACAGAUGGAAAAAUUGCUGUUGUUCCUAACUUAAGUUUGCCUCAACCAAAUGUUAUGAAUCUUAUACACAAAUCUUAUUACCACAAAACUCAGAUCAAGUACAAAUUUGGGCAGCGUCACUUUUAUCGUUCUGAAGUAAUGUCCCUUUAUAACAUUAUAUGCAAGCGGGGGUAUCAUCUGUGUCUCAUUGACACAUUUUCCAUUUAUUUGUAAUGUUAAUUUUUCUCUUAUUAUGAGUAACAGGAUAACUAUAUUUGGUAUGUGCAUACCUUGCAAGGUCCUUAUGCCUGUCAGACAAUUUUCACUUGAACUGGUCCUUAUUUCAUGGAUCAUUGAACAAGGUUAAGUUUUUGUGGUCAAAUCAAUAUCUCAAAUACUACAGGCAAUAGGUCUACUAUAUUUUGUGUAUGUAAUGAUUUUAAGGUGUCUAUGUCCAACUGGCAUGUGUCAUCUGACCUAAACCUCAUUUUCAUGGUUCAUUGGACAAUGUUUAGUUUUUGUGGUAACUUUGGUCUAUUUCUCAGAUAUUAUAAGCAAUAGUUCAAAUAUAUUUGGUGUAUGGAAACAUUGUAGGGUAUACAUGUCUGUAGGUUUAUAUGACCUUGAUCUCAUUUCCAUGGUUCAUUGGUCAACAAUAAGUUUCCUAAUUUUGUAAGAUCAUCAGAUACUAUAUUCAAUAGGCAUGAUAGGUCAACUAUAUUUGGUGUAUGGAAUGAUUGUAAGGGGUACAUGUCUGUCUGGCAUGGUUCACCAGACUGUGACCACAUUUUCAUAGAACAUUGACAAUGAUAAGUGUAUGCGAUACUUGUAGUAAAACCUUCAUAUGACGAGAUAUUUCAGCGUGUGCACUCUUGUACCAAGAUCUUAAUAUGCAUCAUGGAAUUCAAGUUACUUUUAUAAUAUUUGUUCAAAAUGGAAGUAAUAUUCUGGAAUAUUAUUUCUACUUGAAGAAAUAUUACAGUAUUUUGUCAUUAUGAAAGAGUAUAGAAUACUAUAGCAUUGUUUUAGCAAAGUAUCCAGAAGAGCUUUUGUCAGAAGGAACAAAUAAACAUUCAGUGGUUGUCGUUUGUUGCUGUAUAUCAUAUUUGUUUUUAUUUUUUGUUUGUCUAUAAAGCAGGCCAUAAGUUGUCUCGUUUGAAUUGAUUUACAUUUGUCAUUUCAGGGUCUUUUAUAGCUUACGAUGCCGCAUGGGUUUAACUCAUUGUUGAAGGCUGUACAGUGACCUAUAGUUGUUAGCUUCUACAUCAUUUUGUCUUUGGGGGAGAGUUGUCUCAACUCAUUGGCAAUCAUACUUAUUUAUUUUUCUAUUGACAAGAUUUUCUAAAAUUUUCACAGUGGAUAUUUUUAGAACAAAGCUUAAAUUAAAUAAAGGAAAUUCUUAUUUGAGAAUUGAUUGUAUAUAAUGAAUGUGAUAACCAGAAACUUACUGAUAUACAGUAUCCCAAAUGUAAAAAGUACAAAUAUUUCAUGUAAACAAAUAUAUAGACAUGGCAAUUUCAAUCACAGUGAAACCUGUUUGAAAAAAAAAACUGUUUCUGAAUAAUGUGACUUUUUUUAGAAUUUAUGUUUGCAUUUUGACCCAGAUUUUGUGGUUCACUGAAUAUGAAAAUGUGAUAGUGUGAAAUAAGUACAUUCUCAGGUAUAAGUUAUGGUUUAAGGUAGUUAAACAUGAAGUCAUGGUCACAAAACUUAAAAAAACAUGUUCAUCAUGAUUUAGAUUUUAAAAAAUAUUUUUACCCAUUUUUUAUAGUUCAGUGAACAGGAAAAAUGAUAGUAUGAGUGUAGUUAAAGGUCAAAUUGACACAUUUUUUGUUUUUUAGUUCAAUUUUUUUUUAUAAGGAACUUGUGAAAAGAGAAAAAAGUUCUAUUUGUGUGUGAAUAAGGAUUUUACUCAUUUUUUGUUUCGUUUAUUGUUUUUUACACAAAAACAGGCUGUUAAUUUUCUCAUUUGAAUUGUUUUUCAUUUGUCAUUUAGGGGCCUUUUAUAGCUUGUUAUGUUGUAUUGGGUUUGCUCAUUGCUGAAGGCUGUACCAUGACCUAUAGUUGCUUACCUUCUAUGCCAUUAGGUCUCUGGUGGAGAGUUGUCUCAUUGGCAAUCAUAGUACAUUUUCUUAUUUUUAUAUGUAUCUCAUAUUGAUUAAUUUUAUCAUUAACAGAUUGUUACUUCAAAAAAUUUCUUCAUAUUUCAUGUAUUUGAUAAUAUAUUGAUUGUUAUUUAUAAUAACAUAUUUUUGCAUCUUAGAAAAAAAGUCAUUUAACCACACCAAAGAUUUAUACACAACAGCUGUUACAGUAAAACCUGAACUCAUGAAAUAUAUGUUAAUUGUUACAGCAUUAUUGUUUUGUUACAGUUAAAUCAGUUUAUUUGACUUCUUUGCUAUCAGAUUUGUAGUACUAUAGAAGUUUCAUUUUAACGUAAUGUACUACGCAGAACUUUAGAAUAGAGAAUUAUUUUAUAUUCGACAGUAUUAUAGGGUUAUUGUGUAAAUAUUGGUGAAAAUUGUCCAAAGUAGAUUUACAAUUUACACAAUCUUGCUAUACAAUGUAUAUUCUAUGAGGGAUAAUAGUCACCAAUAUUCAUUCAAUAACCCUUUUAUUAUAUACCAAAGCUUGAAAAACUGUUUAAAAGAAUAGUUUUUUAAUCUAUUUUGUUUCAGUGCAAUACCAUAGAUUAUUAUUAUUUUGUAUAUAUUUUAACUAAUUUGAAUUGUUCAAAAAGAUUCACUUGUUCAUUUGUAUUUUCAAUGGUAGACUGAGAACCACCGAUAGAAAAGUGAUAAUGCAGUUAUUUUUAAAAUUUCUAAAAAUAGAAAUCUAAAACCUCAAUACUUUGUGAUGCAAUUGUAACAGCCAAUCAAAUGAAAUUCCACGCUAUUUCCAAUGUAUUGACAAUAAGAAUAUGGGUAACAAUUUUAGUCUUUAUAUGAGUUUGAUACGAGGAUAUGUAGACCUAAAGAAGAUACGAGGAUAUGUAGACCUCAAGAAGUAUAAUGACCUCAGACUUCAUCCUCAGUCCAUAUACUUCUUUCAGGUCGAAAUAUCCUCGUAUCAACAUCAUUUAAAGACUAUAAUUGUAUAAAAUUGCACUUUAUUUUAGCGUUAAAUUCUGUGGGAAAAUCAUUUUGCUUUACAAUAAUAAAUAUGAAAUUUUAUAUUAUGAAUUCAUUAUUUUUUGUGGUAUACCAAUUAUUAUGGAUUUCUUGGAUAAAGGUGAAACACAAAUUCAAAUGUUCAACAAAGUAUAAAUUUUCCAUUAGACUGUAUGCAGACUUUGAGAAACCCUGAAAUCAAAUGAUAUUAUAAAUUGUUUGAACAAAUCAUUGGUACCCAGGAAAAUAGAUGAAUCUAAAGUAAUGGAGACAUAAAUUGCAGGAAGAUAAAUGAAUCUAAAGUAACAGAGACAUAAAUUGAAAGAGUUAUUCAUUUAUUUGUUUUUUUUUUUAAAUCCAUAUUUGAUCUCUUUGUUAAUGAAAACAUUUUAUAUUUGAUGGAAUACUAUUGUUUAGUGUACAUUUAAGUAAAAAACUGGAUGCUAAAUGUUUAUGAUUGUGAUAUAUAUUGUAAUAAAUAAAUGUGAAAAUUUA
Mytilus californianus (California mussel) is the source of this 4666-nucleotide messenger RNA. Its product is annotated as pyrroline-5-carboxylate reductase 2-like. The transcript has 6 exons. Gene Ontology annotation, molecular function: pyrroline-5-carboxylate reductase activity. Gene Ontology annotation, biological process: L-proline biosynthetic process. The record is from RefSeq and is a predicted model, not a curated record. NCBI's taxonomy places the organism in Eukaryota, Metazoa, Mollusca, Bivalvia, Mytilida, Mytilidae. Bases 73 to 930 code for a protein of 285 amino acids.